Cyphellophora attinorum is the source of this 1227-nucleotide messenger RNA. Its product is annotated as Phosphatidylserine decarboxylase proenzyme 3. The coding region runs from base 1 to 1227 and encodes 408 amino acids. Gene Ontology annotation, biological process: phospholipid biosynthetic process. The record is from RefSeq and is a predicted model, not a curated record. Lineage: Eukaryota; Fungi; Ascomycota; Eurotiomycetes; Chaetothyriales; Cyphellophoraceae. The transcript has a single exon. Gene Ontology annotation, molecular function: phosphatidylserine decarboxylase activity.
AUGGCGGACGACGGACUUACCAGAACUGCCGCUUUGUCGCAGGCCGCCGUGCCGACCGAAGCUGCCCAGCCCGCGGUCGAUGCCAUGCAUGACGGCGCCCUGGAGGACACUCACAAAGCGCUCGACGACGUCACGAGUGCGGCGGCAGACCAUGAACAGACUCCGCAAGAGCAUCUUCACAAGCCAGCUGACCACAAAGCCUCUACUUCCUGGAUCUGUCGCUUUCUACCAUCGACAGAGUAUGUGAGAUCCAUGGAGAGUUCGUACCAUUUGGGCAACUGGGUUCGCGAUCGCCACACCAACGAGAAGUCCUGGGAAGCCAUGAGCAUCUACGUCCGACUUGGAAUGCAUCUGCUGUACUAUGGCACGUACCAAGAGUCCCUGUUGGCGACGAAGCGUGUGAUCAACAUGCUGACUGCGCAAACGGUGAAGAUGGGCGCGCAAUACGAUGAUCCCGCAUCGAAAGCACAUAUCGUGCCUUUCAUCCAGAGCUUCGGACUGCAGGAUAGCCUACACGAACUGCUGGAGCCGGACCCGAAAAAGUAUGAGACGUUCAAUCAUUUCUUUGGCAGGCGACUCAAAGAUGAAGCUCGCCCGAUUGCAGAACCGGAGAACGAACAUGUAACGAGCAGUCCUGCUGAUUGUCGACUGACUGCCUUUCCCGACAUUACGACUGCCACCGAGUUCUGGGUGAAAGGUGCCGACUUCACGAUGGAAAGGCUGUUCCAGGAUGCCCAGCUGGCUGAGAGAUUUGACGGUGGCAGUAUGGUGAUUGCGCGGCUGGCACCGCAGGACUAUCAUCGAUGGCACAGUCCAAUUGAUGGGACGGUAGUCAGCGUCAAGGACAUCCCAGGCGCAUAUUACACUGUCAAUCCACAGGCCAUCAACGAGCCGGGCAUACUCAACGUGUACUGCCAGAAUCGCAGAAGCGUCAUGCUUGUGGAGCGGAGUCCGGAUAAGGUGCCCGUGGCCAUCGUCGCCGUUGGAGCAAUGCUUGUUGGCAGUAUCAAGUACUUCGAUGGAUGCGAACAGCCAGGUGCCGUCAUCAAGAGGGGUCAGUGCUUGGGUGGUUUCUUCUACGGUGGUAGCACAGUUCUGGUCUUCUAUCCUCGACGAGGUGUUGUUCUCGACAAUGAUCUCGUGCGAUGGUCAACUGAUCCUCAUGGUCCGUGCGAGACAUAUGUGCAGGUCGGGUGGCGGAUAGGGACGUCGAGGAAGACACAUUGA